Messenger RNA from Arabidopsis arenosa, 2402 nucleotides. The record is from the annotation of a GenBank genome assembly. NCBI's taxonomy places the organism in Eukaryota, Viridiplantae, Streptophyta, Magnoliopsida, Brassicales, Brassicaceae.
AGUAAGGUUUUUUGUGUGUAAUUGUUUUAAGGAAUGUUUCCCAGAUAGCUUAUCAACAAUGUCUGUCUUAACGCUUCGAACGAAGGUGAAUAUGGAGAGUCUCAAGAAGCUUUUGUUGGUGGCACUAAUAGCAACUUCCGCAAUUCACCUUGUUCAAGCUCAAGAUCAAGAAGGAUUUAUUAGUGUGGACUGCGGGUUAUCUCCGAAUGAAGUGUCUCCUUAUAUUGAGCCGUUUACUGGACUACAAUUCACAACGGAUUCAAAUUUCAUCCAAACUGGAAAAAUUGGUAGAAUUCAGGCAAGCCUAGAGUCGAGGUACCGAAAGUCGCAAACAACAUUGAGAUACUUUCCUGAUGGAAUACGCAAUUGUUACAAUCUUACGGUGAAUCAGGGAACCAACUAUUUAAUCAGAGCUACAGCAAUAUAUGGGAAUUAUGAUGGUCUUAACAUUUAUCCUAAAUUUGACUUGUACAUAGGCCCUAAUUUCUGGGUAACAAUAGACUUAGUAACUUAUGUAAAUGGUACAUGGGAGGAGAUCAUCUACAUACCAAAAUCAAAUAUGUUGGACGUGUGUCUUGUCAAGACAGGGACGUCUACGCCAUUGAUAUCCUCCUUGGUGUUAAGGCCUCUUGCAAAUGCUACUUACAUCACUCAAUCUGGUUGGUUGAAGACAUAUAUUCGGGUUUAUCUAAGCGACUCAGAUGAUGUCAUACGAUAUCCGGAUGAUGUCUAUGAUCGUAUAUGGGGUUCAUACUUUUUGCCGACGUGGAAGAAGAUUUCCACUACACUUGGAGUGAACAGCUCUAGUGGAUUUCUGCCUCCACAAAAAGCACUCAUGACUGCCGCAACUCCUGCCAAUGCUAAUGCAUCAUUGGCCGGAGUACUAGAGUUCCCAAAUGAGAAACUGUACUUGUACCUCCACUUCUCUGAGAUUCAAGUCUUAAAGGCCAACGAGAGUAGAGAGUUUGAAAUUUUUUGGAAUAAAAAGCUUGUUUACAAUGCGUAUAGUCCUGUCUAUCUCCAGACCAAGACUAUACGCAACCCAUCUCCAGUUACUUGCGAAGGAGGAGAAUGCAUAUUAGAGAUGAUCAAAACUGAGAGGUCAACUCUCCCGCCUCUGCUUAACGCCGUUGAAGUUUUCACAGUGGUUGAAUUUCCUCAGCCGGAAACAGACGCUAGUGAUGUGGUUGCUAUAAAGAACAUCAAGGCCAUCUAUGGAUUGGCUCGAGCCACAUGGCAAGGAGAUCCAUGUGUUCCUCGACAGUUUUUGUGGAACGGUUUAAAUUGUAACAACACGGAAACGUCUACGCCUCCAAGAAUCACAUCCUUGAACUUGUCUUCAAGCGGGUUAACGGGAAGCAUAUCAGUUGUAAUUCAAAAUCUUACCCAUCUAGAAAAGUUGGAUUUGUCAAAUAACAACUUGACUGGAGAAGUUCCUGAAUUUCUAGCAAACAUGAAACUUCUGUUGUUCAUAAACUUGAGCAAGAACAAUCUGAAUGGUUUGGUUCCUAAAGCUCUUCGCGAUAGAGAAAAUAAAGGACUUAAGUUAAUUGUCGACAAAAAUGUGGACAACUGCUCAUCUGGUUCAUGCACCCAAAAGAAGAAUUUUCCAGUGGUUGCAUUAGCUGUUUCGUCGAUCGUAGUCAUCACAGUGGUAUUGGUUCUCAUUUCUCUACCCUCACAAUCAACUCCGCCACAAGCAAAUCAUACUUUCGAUGAAACAAUGAUAGAAACGAAAAGGAAAAGAUUUACUUAUUCGGAGGUUAUGGAAAUGACAAAUAACUUCCACAGAGCUCUAGGUGAAGGAGGGUUUGGUGUCGUCUAUCAUGGUUAUUUGAAUGGUUCAGAGGAAGUAGCUGUCAAAUUACUUUCAAAAUCAUCAGUACAAGGCUAUAAAGAAUUCAAGGCAGAGAUAGCUGUCGAUGCCGCACUAGUGUUCUUCAAGAGAGAAUGGAAACGUUGUUGGCCAUUCCUCACCGGAUUCGCCGUCACCGGCGUUCUCAUCACCAAGUUAACCGCCGGACUUACUGAGGAAGAUGCGAAGAACUCCAAGUUUGUCCAGCAACACAGAAGGAUCGAUGUAGUCAAAUGGCCUUUGAGGUUUCUUGGGAUGUUAUCUAUGGAUGAUUAUUGGUAUUAAUGUAGUGAGAAAUGUGAUGAUUCACUGAAGCAAAGUGUAGAAGCUGAGAAGGCAUAGUGGAUGCUUCAGAUUUGAAACAUGUUUAAUAACAAAGAAGAGCAUUCUAUAUACUCUUUUCUUUUCUCUGAAACUUAGUAAUGCAAUGGUUUUGUUCACAGUUUCUUCUUCCCAUUUGUUUUGGAAAUGGAUUUUAUCGCCUUUUUGGAAAUGCGGGUGCACAUUCAAUAAGAAAUUGGUUCCCCAAUGAAUAAUUACAUUUUGU